CGACCGCCCGGCGCGCAGGGGCUGCGGAACCACGGCAACACGUGCUUCAUGAACGCCGUGGUGCAGUGCCUCAGCAACACCGCCCCGCUCGCCGAGUUCCUGGCGCUCGGACGCUACCGAGCCCGCGGGGCCCGCGCCGAGGUCACGCACCGCCUGGCGGCUCUGGUCCGCGCCCUCUGGAGCCUGGAAUACACCCCGCGGCUCUCCGCCGAGUUCCAGAGCAUCGUGGCCAAACACGGCGCGCAGUUCCGCGGUAACGCGCAGCACGACGCCCUCGAGUUCCUGCUGUGGCUGCUGGACCGCAUGCACGAGGACCUGGGCAGCGCCUCGCCCGCACCGGGACAUCGCGCUGCCCACCAGCGCAGUGUGGAGCAGAGUGGUGCCAGUGGGGAGAGCUUUGUACAGAGCCACUUCCAGGCACAGUACAGAUCAUCCCUGACGUGCCCGCACUGCCGGAAGCAAAGCAAUACCUUCGACCCAUUCCUGUGCAUCUCGCUGCCCAUCCCCGUGCGCCAGACCAGGGCACUGAAUGUGACGCUGGUGCUGCAGCGCGAGGGCGGGCGCUCGCUGCGCGUGGGGCUGGCAGUGCCGCUGCUGGGCACGGCUGCAGAGCUGCGUGAGAUGGUGGCACGGGAGGGGGAUGUGCCCCCACAGCAGGUGAUCCUGGCCGAGGUGUCCCCGCAGGGCUUCCUGCGCUCACUGGAUGACGCUGAGGAGCUGAGCACAGCCGGGCAAGAGGCACCCCUGUAUGCCCUGCAGGCUCCCCCAGAGGCCCCUGCAGGUGUGCUGUGCUGUGAUUGGUGGCAUCUGUGCCCCCCUCCCCCCAAUGACGGGUGGGAGCUGUGCCCCGUCUGCUGUGAUUGGUGGGAGGCAGGAGCCUUGUCCCUCACGCCACGAUUGGUGGGAGGCAGGUGUCUGUCUUGCCGUGAUUGGUGGGAACCUCACCCCUCGCGCUGCGAUUGGCGGAGCCGUUGGCGGGAAUUUUCCCACGCCCUCCGUGUCACCCCGGUGUCCCCAUCCCUCCCCCUAGGGGGUUCCCACGGGCAUGGCCGCACCGCGCUCACCCUCUGCCCGCAGGCGCCCGCCCUGUGCUGCUGCUGCUGUGCCACGUUCGGAUCACCGCUGGUGCUGUGGGCGGAGCGCGGUGCCUCUUGGGCACAGCUGCAGCGCGACGUGCUGGCCCCGCUGCGCGGCAUGAUGAGGAGCGCCGUGCAGGCGUCCCUGUUGCCCUGGUUGGCCAUAGUCACUGGAUGUGGCUGCAGUGUCACCCAUCCCUGCCACUUGGGUGCCGUCGCCACCAAGGUAUCCACAGGGCUGACGGGAGCCCGCAGUGAAUCACACACUGAAGCCCCAUCCUUGUCCCUCUGGGUGUCCCCACCAUGGGGCACGGUGCCGCUGUUCCGCAUCCACGUGGCCAGGGAGCCCAGUGCCUACCUGUCCCCACAGGACCCACACCCGCUGUGCCACGCGGCCAUUGACAGGGCGCUGCAGCAGAGCCCCGCUGGCGGACCCCCCCACAUCGCGCUGACAGUGGACUGGGACAUCGACAUCAAGGAGCGGCUUUUCGGCAGCGUGCAGCAGGAGGUGGUGCAGGACGCAGACAGCGUGCGGCUGCAGCAGGCGGCACACCAGCAGCACAGCUGCACUUUGGAUGAGUGCUUCCAGCUCUACACCAAGGAGGAGCAGCUGGCACCGGAUGACGCAUGGCGCUGCCCGCACUGCCGGGUCCUGCAGCAGGGCACAGUGCAGCUCCGCCUCUGGACGCUGCCCGACAUCCUCAUCAUCCACCUGAAGCGCUUCCGCCAGGUUGCCCAGCGCCGCCACAAGCUGAGCACGCUGGUGCGCUUCCCCUUGCGUGGGUUGGACAUGGCCCCACACCUGGCCCCGGGGGGGGGAAGAUGGCAGAACUCCCUGCGCCCGACUCGGAGCUGCCCCCCGGAUGCUCUGUAUGACCUUUACGCCGUCUGCAAUCACCAUGGCAGCAUGCAGGGCGGGCAUUACACCGCGUACUGCUGCAACUCCCUGGACGGGCGCUGGUACAGCUACGAUGACAGCACGGUGGAGGGGGUGCGGGAGGACGAGGUGAGCACCCGCAGCGCCUACAUCCUCUUCUACCAGCGCCGCAAUGCCAUCCCUGCCUGGUCGGCCAGCAGUGCUGCCAGAGGCAGCAGCAGCUCGGCCCCAUUGAACCACUGGGCAGCCCGGCUAGGGGGCACCAAGCAGCACAGCGCAGGAUCCCAGCCUGCAGCUCCCCGCCCAUCCCCACCCUGCAGCCCGGACCUUAGCACCACACAGGAGCAAGGUGGCUUCGAAGCCCGGCCGCCGGUGCGGGUGGUGCAGAGCCGCAGCCUCAGUGUCAAGCUGCCACCCCCCGCCCGCUGCAGGGCCCCCCCCAGGGCUGUGCCCCUGCGGUGGUCCUUCGCCUCGCGCCCGCGGGCGGCCCCCGGGCAGCUGCUGCCAUACAUCCCCAUGGGGCCGGUAGGCGGGGGCAGCCCCCGUGUGGAGCAGAAGGCCGUGCUGGGCGAUGCUGCAGGCAGCACACAGAGCACAGAGCCCCCCCGCUGCACCCCAACACCACGCCGGGCCCACAGCGCCGGCCCCACUGGGAUCUCGUGCCCCAAAAGCCCCCCGUGGAGUGGCGAGCAGGAGACAGGCCGCCCCCGGGUGCGGCAGGAGGGCACCCCUCGGGCACAGCACGACCCCCACAGCCCUGACGGGCCCAUCCGGCGCUCACAGAGCUCAGCCUGCCUCCCCCCACGGCCCCCUCACCCCAUGCGGCGCUCAGCAUCGCUGGGCCGGGGCACGGGGGGCACUGCAGGGAUACGGGGCAGGGAGCGCAUGGCAACCCUGCGGCACGGGGUCGUGCCUGAGUCCAGCUUCUGA
Centrocercus urophasianus (Greater sage-grouse) is the source of this 2883-nucleotide messenger RNA. It is a transcript of the gene USP43, whose product is annotated as ubiquitin specific peptidase 43. NCBI's taxonomy places the organism in Eukaryota, Metazoa, Chordata, Aves, Galliformes, Phasianidae. The transcript has 17 exons. Gene Ontology annotation, molecular function: cysteine-type deubiquitinase activity. The annotation marks the transcript as partial. The record is from RefSeq and is a predicted model, not a curated record. Gene Ontology annotation, biological process: protein deubiquitination.